AUGGAACAAGAAGCUAUCGCCGCCGGGAGGCGCAUCUAUCUAGGCACGAUCAUCCCCAGUAACCUUCCUUACGAGGCAAAGCCCUUUGAAGUAGAAGAAGUCUUAGCUAAGAACGGUUUCGAUCGUUUGGACAAGAUUCAUAUCUCGGUUGAUCCCGUCAGCGCUCGAAACCCCGGGUAUUGCUUCGUCGACUUCCACGACCGCGAGACCGCCGAGAGAGCCCUUUCGUCUCUAUAUGCCACUGUAUACGGAAGGACUCUGAAAGUCGGACCUUGUGAGCCAAAGAAGCCUCGUGAACGUCGGGGAUUCCAAAACGACGAUGCAACAUCUCGCCGAUGGGGUGACUGGAACGCCAAAUCGAGUACCAACGGCAACAGCUUGGGCCAUGCCAACGGCAGAGGCGAGGAUAGGGGCCCCAACUGGGCUAUUGAUCACUUUGAGGGCGUGAUAAGGGAUCAAGGGGGACGAAGAUUGUAUGUUGGCGGCUUAGACAAAAUGGUCGAUCAAGCCCAGCACCAGGAAGAACUGGCCCGGAUUUUCUAUGGUUUCAAGCCGGCCGCAAUCGGUAAACGAAUCACACCCCAUGAGAGUAAGAGAACUCUGCCUGGCAACCACCACUACUGCUUCGUCGAUUUCGAAACCAAAGAAGAAGCAAGCUCAGCAGUAGAGCAACUCAACAGAAAGAUGAUUCCAGGAGGUCAGCUGAAGGUUUCAGUGUCGGAGAGAAUUCCUCAGAAGCUCGUGGGCCGUCAACUAGAUGCACGAGAGAGUCGUCAGCUCGCUGAUCGAGUUAACAACCCCCGUUCAAACAAGCCCGAGACGAACAAUGCGAUGGUAUCCAACAACUGGCGCAGAAAGGAUUAA
Fusarium pseudograminearum CS3096 is the source of this 864-nucleotide messenger RNA. RefSeq lists its product as uncharacterized. Bases 1 to 864 code for a protein of 287 amino acids. The record is from RefSeq and is a predicted model, not a curated record. NCBI's taxonomy places the organism in Eukaryota, Fungi, Ascomycota, Sordariomycetes, Hypocreales, Nectriaceae. The transcript is spliced from 3 exons. Gene Ontology annotation, molecular function: RNA binding.